Molecule: messenger RNA, 685 nt
Organism: Schistosoma margrebowiei
Lineage: Eukaryota; Metazoa; Platyhelminthes; Trematoda; Strigeidida; Schistosomatidae
Source: the annotation of a GenBank genome assembly
GGAAAUUCGACUGUAUCUAAACGUUCUCGAGUCUCUAUCCGGUUGAAAAUUGUAUGUUACCACCGAAUACGAGAACUGAAGCAGUUUUUCUGAAACCACGUGCACCAUUCAAAGUGGCUGCCUUCAACGUUCGCACACUAGUGCAGGUCGGACAACAGAUAGGGCUGGCUAUGUCUUUGGAAAGUCUUAAUAUUGAUGUUUGUUGUCUAUCCGAGACCCGUAUUCAAGAUUCUGGCGAAGUACUACAAAUUCGAUCUCCAUCUGUCGCUUCGAAAAGCUUGUUUUACGUGCGCUUAUCCGGGGACUCUGUGGCAUCUUCGUGUGGUCUUGCUGGCGUUGGUGUCGCACUAAGCGCUAGAGCUGAGGCAGCAUUGAUCAAUUGGAUUUCCAUUAGCAGUCAGGCAUAUGCUGUUAGAUUAGAGAGUUCCAUCAAAGUGAGAAGAAAUCGACGUGAGAAACGAUGUCUUUUCGUCAUCUCCGUCUGGGUUUCGUUCUGGUCGAGGUUGUAUUGAUCAUAUCUUCACCCUCCGCCAAAUGUUAGAACAUCGCCAUACUUAUCAAAGGCCAACAAUCGUAGUGUUUCUUGACAUCAGGGCUGCCUUCGAUUCGUUGGACAGGACUGUUCUCUGGGAUUGUCUAUUGAAGAAGGGUGUGCCUGAGAAGUUUAUUAACAUCCUAAAAGCCC